AUGGACGGAAUGAUGGGAGAAGGCGACCGCUUCCCGCUGGAGCAGUGGUUUUGGGAAAUGCCCGUUUGCACCAGAUGGUGGACCACCGCGACCGUCGUCACCAGCGCCCUGGUGCAGUGCCAGGUCGUAAACGCCUUCCAGCUCUUUUAUAGCUUCCGCUCUGUCUUCCACAAUGGACAGUACUGGCGGCUAUUAACAACAUUCCUCUACUUCGGCCCGCUGUCCCUCGACCUCCUCUUCCACGUCUACUUCCUCCAGCGGUACUCGCGUCUCCUCGAGGAGACGGCCGGCGGGCCCGCCCAUUUCUCAUGGCUGCUCCUCUACGCGAUGACGAGCCUGAUCUGCCUCUCCCCACUCGUGUCGAUGCCCUUCCUGGGCCACCCGCUCUCGUCGACCUUCGUCUACAUCUGGUCGCGACGCAACCCGGACACCCGGCUUAGCUUCCUGGGCCUGCUGGUCUUCACCGCGCCCUACCUGCCGUGGGUGCUCAUGGGCUUCAGCCUGAUCCUCCACGGCACCAUUCCCAAGGACGAGAUUAUGGGCGUCGUUAUCGGGCACAUCUGGUACUUCUUCAGCGACGUCUACCCGCCGCUGCACCAGGGCUCCAGGCCGCUGGACCCCCCGAUGUGGUGGAGGCGGCUUUUUGAGGGCAGGAGGAACGACGACACGGCGAACGCCAUCAACCACGAGAUUGCGGUCGCCGGCGCUGAGGUCGCUCCCGAAGUGCGGUAG
This is a messenger RNA of Diaporthe batatas, 732 nucleotides long. RefSeq lists its product as uncharacterized. The record is from RefSeq and is a predicted model, not a curated record. Gene Ontology annotation, molecular function: ubiquitin-specific protease binding; misfolded protein binding. The transcript has 2 exons. NCBI's taxonomy places the organism in Eukaryota, Fungi, Ascomycota, Sordariomycetes, Diaporthales, Diaporthaceae. Bases 1 to 732 code for a protein of 243 amino acids. Gene Ontology annotation, biological process: endoplasmic reticulum unfolded protein response. Gene Ontology annotation, cellular component: endoplasmic reticulum membrane; Hrd1p ubiquitin ligase ERAD-L complex.